AUGUUUAUUAAGUUGGUCAUUGGUGAGUGCACCCUCAAUGUAGUUAGCGUUUACGCACCGCAAACGGACUUGGAUGAGGAGGUUAAGAGGCGCUUUUGGGAGGGCCUGGAUGAGAUUGUGCGUAGUAUUCCUCCUACUGAAAGGUUAUUUAUUGGAGGGGAUUUUAAUGGCCAUAUUGGGGCGGCUGCUGGUAGUUAUGGCGAGGUGCAUGGUGGCUUUGGCCUUGGGGAUAGGAACGGAGGAGGUACNUUGUUAGACUUCGCUAAGGCUUUCGAGCUGGUGAUUGCGAACUCAACUUUUCCGAAGAGGGAGGACCAUCUGGUUACUUUCCAAAGUUCGGCGGCGAAGACUUAUAUCGAUUACCUUCUCCUCAGAAGGUGUGAUAGAGGGUUGUGCAAGGAUUGCAAGGUUAUCCCGGGAGAGACCCUCACGACUCAGCAUAGGCUCUUAGUGAUGGACAUCGGCAUUAUGAUGAAGAGGAAGAAGAGGAAGGCGGCGAGAGAGGUGUUAGGUGUAUCGAAGGGUUUUUCUGGUAGGCAACAAGGAUACUGGUGGUGGAAUGACAUAGUCCAAGGUAAAGUGGAGGCGAAGAAGGUAGUGUACGCGAAGUUGGCAGGGAGCUCAAGCGAGGAGGAGAGGAUAGCGAAUAGAGAGAGGUACAAAGUGGCUAGGAAGGAGGCGAAGCUGGCGGUCACGGAGGCUAAGAAUGCAGCGUUUAGUCAUAUAUACAAGGAAUUAGGGGAGAAAUGA
This is a messenger RNA of Nicotiana tabacum (common tobacco), 750 nucleotides long. Lineage: Eukaryota; Viridiplantae; Streptophyta; Magnoliopsida; Solanales; Solanaceae. The record is from RefSeq and is a predicted model, not a curated record.